Molecule: messenger RNA, 1440 nt
Organism: Geosmithia morbida
Lineage: Eukaryota; Fungi; Ascomycota; Sordariomycetes; Hypocreales; Bionectriaceae
Exons: 2
Coding region: 1-1440 (479 amino acids)
Biological process (GO): mitotic spindle organization
Cellular component (GO): nucleus; cytoplasm; protein phosphatase type 2A complex
Molecular function (GO): peptidyl-prolyl cis-trans isomerase activity; protein tyrosine phosphatase activator activity
Source: RefSeq, a predicted model, not a curated record
AUGGCGUCACAACCACCCGCCGCAACAGCUACCCCUACCCCGCUGCCCAAGCUCGAGAUACUCGACCUCAGCUCCGGCUCGCAACAGCAGAAGCACAUCUUCGCCACGCCCUCGAAGCGCAUCCACGAGGGGCCCGACGUGUCGAGAUUCCUCACAUCCCUCGCCUACCGCGACAUUGGCAUCUUCGUCCUACAGCUCAACCACGCGCUGGUGCCCCGCCACAGCAGCGACCCCUCCUCGUCAGCCGUACCCCGCGUCUUCAGCCUCGCGUCCCACUCCGGCAAGCUCUCGGACACGCCGUCCAUCCGUGCCCUGCAGCAGCUCCUCUCCUCUGUGGAGAGUUACAUCUCCGAGGCGCCGCCGGACCCCGGACCCCGCAGGUUUGGAAAUGCCAGCUUCCGCACGUGGUUUGGGCUCGUGGAGGAGCGCGCCGGGAGACUGCUGAGCGAGGGGCCCCUGAAGGAGGUGCUGAGCGCAGAGGGGGCCAGAGAAGAGGUUGAAAGCUACUUCAAGGGCUCCUGGGGGAGCUCCCAGCGGUUGGACUACGGGACGGGUCAUGAGCUCAGCUUCCUGGCCUUCCUGGGCUGUCUCUGGAAGCUGGGGUACUUCAAGGAUGGGGCGCAAGAUGGGGAGAUCGAACGGGAAAUUGUCCUUGGCGUCAUUGAACGGUACCUGGCCAUCGCGAGAAAGCUCAUCCUCACAUAUACCCUCGAACCGGCAGGCUCGCACGGCGUAUGGGGCCUAGACGACCACUCCUUCCUCCCCUACAUAUUCGGCUCGGCGCAGCUGGCGCGACCCAUCGACGCCGCGGGCAGCGAGCCUACCCCCAUCGACGGUUCCGUGCGCGGCGCCCCCCGCCCUUCGUCGGUUACCAACCCCACGGCUGUCGACGACUACCGCGGCAGCAACAUGUACUUCUCGGCCAUCGGCUUCAUCAACGACGUCAAGAAGGGCCCCUUCUGGGAGCACUCGCCCAUCCUCUUCGACAUCUCGGGCAUUCGCGACGGCUGGGGCAAGAUCAACAAGGGCAUGGUCAAGAUGUUCAAUGCAGAGGUGCUCUCCAAGUUCCCCGUCGUACAGCAUUUCCCUUUUGGCUCCCUGUUCUCAUGGGACCAGGACCCAGAUGCCCCCGAACCGAUGCAGAGCAUGCACAUGGUCAACCAGCCUAUAGCUUCCGGCGCCACCGCCGCUGCUACUCAUGCCGACUCCGGCUCUGCCCCUCCCCCUCCGACGGGCACGGGAGCACCCUGGGCCCAGGCCACGAGGAUGCCGAAUGCGGCUUCUGGUUCAGGUCCGGGUAUUCCAUACUCUAGAGUCCCGCCCGGUCCGAUCUCGGGAUCCCUCGCGUCGAGACAGCCUUCUGCUGCUACGAAUAGAUCAUCGGGGGCAGGGUCAACCAAUGCACAGAUGUCGGUGACGAAAGCACCCUGGGCCAAAUGA